AUAAAAUAAACUAGUGAGCUUUAUAUUCCCUUGCCCAUUCAAAAGUCAAAGACCCAAGAGUACACUCAAGGAACAUAAUUUAAACAAUUGAGUACAGUAUGUGAGUGAAGUCACAGUUUAGAUUCAUUCUGCACCAAGAAAUGUUCUUGUGAAGUUUGGCUCGGUCUUCCCUUUAACACGAAAGUUCAAUGAAAUUAGCUCUCUAAUUCUGUCUCUCUUCCUUCAUCUUAGUUGACUCCUUCAGAUAUCCUAUAUAUUCGAUUCACUUCAUCUUCCACAGCUUUCCAUUUCAAAUACACCUAAUUCUUUAUCCCUCCUUUUGUUUCGUUCUUCCCUUAGUUCUUCCUUGGUUCGCAGAUUAGAAGAAGAGCAAAAAGACAUGAUGGGGAGGAACCGUGAGGAACAUAUCACCUUGCAUACCAGUUCUAAGGCACCAGUGGAAGGUGAUUUAAGGAAGUGCGCGUUUGCUUCUAUUCCCAAGCCACCAAUCCAACAUAACAGACCAAGCAGCAGCAUGGUCAUCAAGAAAGCCAAUACGGUGAUACCUGCUCACAUAAUAGCCGAAGCCAUAUCAACACUCCACGGUCUUGAUCUGAGAUGGUCAGGCCCGAUCACGCCAACUGAAAGGCAAUAUGUUGAACAAUACGUCCUUGCGAAAUACCCAGAAUACUCCAAUGCGCUAGUUGAAGGAGGAGAAAAGACUGAUCUCUACAAUCUCUGCAUCAAAGAAGAGCCAUCAGAUUCCCCAUUAGAUGACAAGCGGAAAUCGCCACGUGUUAGUUCCAGAGACUCAUCGUCGACACCCUCAUUUGGAAGCAAUCUCCCUGAUUUAGACAAAACCCAGUUGGAGGCAUCAAGGUUGCUUGACAUUCUAACUAAGAAAUCCUCAUUUCCAGGGAGUUUUAUUUCCAUUCCAGAAAUCCAAGCGAGAAACAAAGUUUUGAAGCACUGCGGAUUACCGGAUGAAGAGUACCUUGUUCUCUUUACUUCAACGUACAAAGAUGCAAUGAUGUUAGUAGGGGAGAGUUACCCUUUUUUCAGGGGAAACUUCUACAUGACUGUUAUUGGUGAAGAAUCCGAUUACAUAAGAGAGUUUGCGAGUUAUAAGGAAUCGAAAGUGAUUGUAGCACCAGAAACUUGGCUGGAUUUGAGGAUCAAGGGAUCGCAACUCAGUCAGUAUUUUAGGCGGAAAUGUAAGCAUAGUCCUAAAGGACUGUUUUCUUACCCAGUCGAUGUGAAUGGGACACGUUAUUCGAUGCAUUGGGUAUCGGAAGCUCAUAGGAACUCAUGGCAUGUUUUGCUUGAUGCGACCACAUUGGUUGUGGGAGAGGACCGGUUGAACCUCGCGCUUCAUCGGCCUGACUUUGUGUUGUGCAGUCCUGAUAAUAAUCGUGCUGAUCAUUCAACGAUCACCUGCCUUCUGGUCAGAAGAAAAUCCUUUGAUACACCUGUUUCAGCUCAGGGAUAUGAGUAACAUGCUUGUAUGCUAUUAUAUAAGAUUUUGCUAUAAGCAGCCCACUGGACUGUAAAUAAGGUGAUGGAAUUUUAAUACACAUCUCACAACCUCAAUGCA
This is a messenger RNA of Rhododendron vialii, 1573 nucleotides long. RefSeq lists its product as uncharacterized. The coding region runs from base 380 to 1474 and encodes 364 amino acids. The record is from RefSeq and is a predicted model, not a curated record. The transcript is spliced from 3 exons. Lineage: Eukaryota; Viridiplantae; Streptophyta; Magnoliopsida; Ericales; Ericaceae.